Zasmidium cellare ATCC 36951 is the source of this 1272-nucleotide messenger RNA. RefSeq lists its product as uncharacterized. The coding region runs from base 1 to 1272 and encodes 423 amino acids. The record is from RefSeq and is a predicted model, not a curated record. The transcript has a single exon. NCBI's taxonomy places the organism in Eukaryota, Fungi, Ascomycota, Dothideomycetes, Mycosphaerellales, Mycosphaerellaceae.
AUGCCACGAAAACUACCAUGGCUCGACGGAGCGUCAAAGAAAGAGACGAGGAAAUCAACACCAGCCCCUCGCGCACCCAAAAAGCGCUCUUCCUCCACCGACCGCCUCGUCAACUCCGACCUCGAAGACCUCGACCCAGCUCCACGCAAUGAACGCCCCAAGAAGCGCCGCCAACGCGAACCCUCCAGCUCUCCUCCGCCCAUGAUCGCGCCUGAGAUUUCUUACAUGCGCGAAGGCCUCACAGCGGACGACAUCUACGUCAUGGUUGAAGACGAGUUCUACAGCACUGCGCAACUCUUCACAGCUCCCCUCCACCGCGCGGCAUACGAUAGGCUUAAGCGGCUGCAUCGGUCCCGCGGGGCGGAGGCGCUGGCGAAUAUCGAGAGGGGAACGGAUCAGAACACGAAGGUGGGGACGGCGCUGAGGAGGAAGAUGGAGGCGAAGGAGAGGAGGGGGAAGGCCGUUGAGGAAGAGAGCGAUGAUGACGAUGAGUAUAUGGCUGUGCCUGAGUUAGCAGGCUUGAUGACGAGUAGUCAGAUGAUUGGGGAGAGGAGGGUCGAGGGAGUUGCGAAGGCGAGGAGUAAUACGAGGGCUGCCGCGGGGUUUCUGCAGAGUCCGCAUAAGGGCAGCAAGACGAAGGAUGUGUUUGCGAACAAGAAUUUGGCUUCUGCGGAAGAGGAUGAGAGUACGGAUGAGGAUGAUUUGGAUGCGGGUACGACGAAGUCUCGUGCGUAUGAGGAUAUGGAUACCUCUCUUGACGAGCCGCGUCUUUCGAUCGAGAAGCCGCAAGAAGCGAAGAGCAAGACUCAUGGCUUCUUCAAGCAGUUCGCCAACAAACCUGAUCCACCGGCUGCAAGACCGGCAGAGCCAAGCAAGAAGUCCGAUCCUCCACGACACGACAACACCUCCCCGAGUCGAGAGUCUUCGUCCACACCAGCCGUCAACGGCGGUCCCCGCCGAGGUGGAGGAGGCAAAGGGUCGCGUAUGGCGGAGAUGCUCGCGAAGCGCAAGCAGCAGUCGACGCAAGUCUCCGACCCUCCUCUGGUCGCCGUGCAAGAGACUCCUGUGAAGACGAAGACGAAGACGAAAAAGCCAGAGCCGGCAUCGACCCCAAGACCCAAGGGCAACUCCCUGACGAGCUCCAGCAUAAAGGCGGAGGAGAGCAAGAGCCCAGACUACCUUACGCAACGCAAGAUCAAACGUGAGAAGAAAGAAGCCGAAGAGAAGAGUAGAAAGACCCAGAGAGACGACAUCCCGACGUUUCUCUUCUGA